AUGCUUCUCGAUAUUGAGGAAGGAGAACAUAAUUGGUGUCGAUAUAUUUUCAAAUUCACCAUCGAUCUUCAAUACGUAGCUAAAAUCGAAGGUCCAAAAUGGAUGAGGAACGAGACGGUGAUCAGCGAACGCCUUAGCAUCGCUCAUACAGACUAUAUCUACCUUUGUGUAUGUGGAGAGAUAUUUUCUUCACUGUACGAGCUCACUCCAGUUGGGCAGUGGACCGAGUUACAGUAUCGUCUUUCUGAAAGCUAUACCGAUAUGCUAGCGUUCGCCGUCGUUGGCCCCAUCACACAAAUACUUGUAGUAGAAGGGAAUAAACAUUACGUGCUGAUGUUUUCGGUGCGUGACUCUGAAGUAGUUGAUCGUCGUCGCAUCGCUGUAUGCGAGAGACCGGGAGCUCUAGCAAGAGACGAAGCAGGACGCCUUUUCGUAGCAAACCGCGCAGCAGCGGCUAUUCAACUGGUGGAUACUGUUCGAUGGUCGGCAGCCCGUAAUGUCGCACUGGCCGAUGCCGUAGUACCACAUUUCUCUGCCUCAUGGGGUUUGCUGGCCAUACCUCUGAAAGGCGCCAUUCGCCUACAUCGGUACUCUUUUCGAUUCGGUGUAAAUAGAUGA
Haemonchus placei is the source of this 618-nucleotide messenger RNA. The record is from the annotation of a GenBank genome assembly. NCBI's taxonomy places the organism in Eukaryota, Metazoa, Nematoda, Chromadorea, Rhabditida, Trichostrongylidae.